AUGGCUGCUGAUAUUAGUAAAAUCCAAACAGACAAGAUGAACGGCACAAUGAUGCGACAUGCUUGCCAGUUGCAACGAUUGACGGAGAAACCGGAAUACGGAGCGAUGAUGGAAGAAAACAAACCAACCUCCGAAAGAAGAUCAGAUAAAAAAAUCAGUUUGACUGACCAAAUGUACGAAGAGAUCUUCAAGUACCUGGCUCGAGAGGAUCCGGGAGUCAUAUGUAGAAGAGACACUUGCCCCAUCCCCAACAACCGGAAAGUUCUGCAUGGAUAUGCUAAACCACUUCGGUCGAUUGAAUGCAACGGGUUCAAAGUCGGAACAAUGCAGCCGCAGAACUGUGUGGUGGCUACAAUCGACGGCGAGAAACGAUAUGGAAUAGUUAAGCAAAUCUACACCUUAGAAGACCACAGACAACAGCAACGAGAAUUCAUUGUGCUAUCACCAAUCACAAAUCUGUUCCCAAAAAAACUCAAGGUCCCAACUUCCCGAUUCCGAUACUAUCUCUACCUUUAUAAAGUGAUUGUUGGGCAAGUGGAUCACAGCAAGGCCCUCGUUGUGACUCGUGCACAUGUCAACUCAUUGGCGGCCUAUCGUUACUUGCCGCCUUCAGUCUUUGGAAUCAAGAACAAUGGGAUCACCCUUAUCCCGGAUGACCAUGCACCGUUGCUUGACAUUGCUUAA
Puccinia triticina is the source of this 684-nucleotide messenger RNA. RefSeq lists its product as uncharacterized. The record is from RefSeq and is a predicted model, not a curated record. The transcript has a single exon. Lineage: Eukaryota; Fungi; Basidiomycota; Pucciniomycetes; Pucciniales; Pucciniaceae. Bases 1 to 684 code for a protein of 227 amino acids.